Melampsora larici-populina 98AG31 is the source of this 1046-nucleotide messenger RNA. RefSeq lists its product as uncharacterized. The transcript has 3 exons. The record is from RefSeq and is a predicted model, not a curated record. The coding region runs from base 141 to 1046 and encodes 301 amino acids. Lineage: Eukaryota; Fungi; Basidiomycota; Pucciniomycetes; Pucciniales; Melampsoraceae.
GCUCACGAGAGAGAUUUGAGUUUGUAAUACACAAAACUCAAACUAUCUCUAUACCUACUUCGACCAAACUCUAUCGUUCACAAUCCACUCUCACGGUUGGAACAUUUCAAAAAGUCGUGUAAUUAUUGGGUAAAGGAAAGAUGACUUCAUUAACAAACGAGCUAGAAGAAACACAAGCAAAGCUAACAGCAGCAGGAAUAAAAUUGAAAAAGAAGAACCAAGUAGAAGGUACAAGUAAGACGGUCACACGAAGCCAAUCUUUGAAUAGAGGAGGAGAAGGAUGUAGUGGAAGCGGGACGACAGAAGCAGAGACAAACACUGGAAGAACGGAGAAUAGCGGUGAUAGAGCGGAAACUUCGAUUAGCCAAAGACAAACUACCGAGUUACAACAGAAGGAACAAGAGGUAGCGGCAAGGGAAGAGCAAGAAGGAGAGAGAGGAGAUGGACAGGAAGAAGAAACGGGUGAGAAGCCUUACAAGGAGAUGACGGCAAAAGAGAAAUGGUGGCAAGCGAUUGGCUUCGCGAUGGACACAGAACAGGAUGUCCUUGCGACUGACAUGCUGAAGGGGUUCAACCUGAUGUACAGAGAAGAACAUACGGGAGAGGAGAGAAGACCCCUGCCGAAGAGAGCACGUUCUCCGAUGAAAAGAAGGGAGGAAAGACCAAGGACGGAAUCUCUGAUAAUAGGAGAUGACGACGAAGGAGAAGAAGCCGAGGAACAUAGAGACAGAGAAGGUUCUGUAGAAGUAGAAAGAGGCAGGUCGACGGGAAGGACAGUGCGAGAGCAGGAGAGGGUUGUCAGACAGAAGAGAGGAGAGAAAGAGGUCGAAGAAGAAGAGCAGGAGGUAGACGGAGAAGAGCGAGAAGACGGUGCUGGACGCGGCAGAGGGAGAGGACAACCGAGGGGAAGCAUCCGAGGAGGCAGAGGAAACCAAGCGAGAGGGAGUGGUUGGUUCCAGGGAAGAGGUGCUGGAUGGUGGGCGAAGCAAAGAGGACAGAGCAACGGGGGAAGCGCAGGAACGGGAGAAGUAGUAGCUAAAGAGUGA